Salarias fasciatus (jewelled blenny) is the source of this 1682-nucleotide messenger RNA. Its product is annotated as zona pellucida sperm-binding protein 4-like. Lineage: Eukaryota; Metazoa; Chordata; Actinopteri; Blenniiformes; Blenniidae. The record is from RefSeq and is a predicted model, not a curated record. The transcript has 8 exons. Gene Ontology annotation, molecular function: structural constituent of egg coat; acrosin binding. Gene Ontology annotation, biological process: binding of sperm to zona pellucida; prevention of polyspermy. Bases 104 to 1540 code for a protein of 478 amino acids. Gene Ontology annotation, cellular component: egg coat.
UUCAACAGGUCAGUAAUCCCUGCACCUUAUAAAAAGCAGCACACUUGCAACCCAAACUCCGCAGCAUCUGGUGUUCUUGACAGUCUCUGCAUGCUGUGAGGACAUGGCAAUGAAGCUCGUUUGUUGUCUUCUGGCGGUUGGCCUGUUUGGCUGUCUGGCUAGUGCCCAAUGGGGGGAUCCCAAAUUUCCUCAAGUUCCCCAAUACCGUCCUCCGAAUCCUCAGAACCCGCAGAAGCCUCCGACCUCUUCACGGCCUCAGAAGCCUCACCCUCCACCCCCUCCACCCCCUCCACCACAAAACCCUCAAAAACCUUCAACGCCUCCAAAGAAGCCCAGUAAUCCCUAUCCUCAAAAUCCUCAAACUCCUCAAAAUCCUCCGAAAAAUCCACCACCGGCAGUCCCUCAGGUAACAGAGACCUUUCACACCUGUGAAGUGCCUGAGAACUACAAGAUACAAUGUGGCCCACCAGGCAUUUCUGCAACAGAUUGUGGGGCUCUCAGCUGCUGCUUUGAUGGGCGCACAUGCUACUACGGCAAAUAUGUAACUCUUCAGUGCACCAAGGAUGCCCAGUUCAUUGUGGUUGUUGCCAGAGACGCCACCCUACCAAACAUUGAUUUGGAGUCACUUUCUUUCCUUGGAACUGGUCCAGAAUGUGGUCCAGUGGGUACCUCGUCAGCUUUUGCCAUCUAUCAGUUCCCUGUAACUGCCUGUGGCACUGUCCAGUCGGAGGAGCCUGGUGUUAUUGUCUACGAGAACAGGCUGACCUCCUCUUACGGAGUGCUCAGUGGACCUAAUGGAUUCAUCACCAGGGACACCUACUUUGACCUGUCUGUCCAGUGCAGAUAUAUUGGUACUUCAGUCGAAGCUUUGGUCAUUGAGAUUCUGCCCGUUCCUGCACCACAACCGGUAGCAGUUGCUGGUCCCCUGAAUGUGGAGCUCAGAUUGGGCAGUGGACAGUGUAACUUGAAAGGCUGUGUUGAAGCGGAUGUGGCCUACACUUCCUUUUACGGGCUCAAUGACUACCCUAUCAGAAAGGUGCUCAGGGAUCCUGUUUAUGUUGAUGUGUACCUGGCUGACAGGACUGAUCCCAACCUUGUCCUGACUCUUGGGAGAUGUUGGGCAACUGCUGACUCCAAUCCUUACAGCCUUCCUCAGUGGGACUUGCUGGUUAAUGGGUGCCCUUAUGUUGAUGAUCGUUACCAAACAACUCUGAUCCCUGUGGGUGCAGGGUCAGGACUUGAGUUCCCAAGCCAUUACAGACGUUUUGAGUUCAAGAUGUUCACUUUUGUAUCUGUUGGACCUGGUACCAAUACCGGCAAGAAAGCAACACAAGCAAACCCAGACGGAGCGGUACCUCUCAACGAAAAUAUAUAUAUCCACUGUGAAACAAGUGUGUGCCAACGUACCCCCGCAAAUAACUGUGAACCUCGAUGCUUCAGAAAGAGGAGAGAGAUUGGUGCUUCUCUGAAGAAAACCCUUCGGCAGGAGACGGCUGUGGCCAGCAGCGGGCUGAUUGUCAUCUCUGAGCAAACUGAAUAAAAUGCCAACGUGCCAGAAGAAUAUUCUUAUGAAAUACAUGUUCCUGAGGGUUUCUAAAAAUAUCUGAACUUCAAGUAAAACCUUAAUUUGCGGAUUGUGUUGUCUGUUUUUUUAUUCCUUCCCUACAAUCCCAACUGUUUCA